AGCUCGGCCUUUCCCCGCGGAGGAAAUUUGCUCCAUCUCCAGCAGCAACCACUGCUCCUUUUGAUGUUGUGGUACGCUGUGCGCAUGCGCUUCACAUUAGAAUUACUGCACUGGCCAGAAUAAGUUGGAUCUCUUCUUCUCUUCACUGAAACCCUAAAUCAUAUCAAAAGCCAAAGGGAUGUUGAGAGUCCGCAAAAAGGGUUACUUUGGGAUUUGGUCAUUCCCUUUAAUAAUAGCGGUGGUGUGUGCACAGAGUGUCAAUGACCCUAGCAAUAUGUCACUGGUAAAAGAGACCGUGGAUAGACUGCUGAAGGGCUAUGACAUUCGCUUGAGGCCAGAUUUCGGAGGUCCCCCAGUGGCUGUCGGCAUGAACAUAGACAUUGCCAGUAUAGACAUGGUAUCAGAAGUCAAUAUGGACUAUACCUUGACAAUGUACUUUCAGCAAGCUUGGAGAGAUAAGAGGCUGUCGUAUAAUGUAAUACCUCUAAAUCUUACUCUGGACAAUAGAGUAGCAGAUCAGCUGUGGGUUCCUGAUACCUAUUUUCUGAAUGACAAGAAGUCAUUUGUACAUGGUGUCACUGUGAAGAACAGAAUGAUCCGUUUGCAUCCAGAUGGGACAGUCCUUUAUGGACUCAGAAUUACAACAACAGCUGCUUGUAUGAUGGACCUACGGAGAUAUCCACUGGAUGAGCAGAACUGCACGCUGGAGAUUGAGAGCUACGGCUAUACAACGGAUGACAUUGAAUUUUACUGGCGUGGGGGUGAUAAUGCAGUUACAGGAGUGACAAAGAUCGAACUGCCACAGUUCUCCAUUGUAGACUACAAGCUUAUCACCAAGAAUGUUGUUUUCUCUACAGGUGCCUACCCAAGGCUGUCUCUCAGCUUUAAACUUAAGAGAAACAUUGGUUACUUCAUCCUGCAGACCUACAUGCCUUCUAUUCUGAUCACUAUCCUGUCCUGGGUUUCUUUCUGGAUUAAUUAUGAUGCUUCAGCUGCAAGAGUUGCUUUAGGAAUCACAACUGUGCUCACAAUGACAACCAUUAACACCCAUCUUCGAGAAACGCUUCCCAAAAUUCCAUAUGUGAAAGCCAUUGACAUGUACCUCAUGGGAUGUUUUGUCUUCGUUUUCAUGGCUCUGCUGGAGUAUGCCUUGGUCAACUACAUCUUCUUUGGCAGGGGACCCCAGCGUCAAAAGAAAGCAGCAGAGAAAGCUGCCAGUGCCAACAACGAGAAGUUGCGAAUGGAUGUCAAUAAGGACAGAAGAAUAAUUGGCACAUAUCAUUGUCCAGAAAUGUAUUCAACAAAGAUGGAUCCACAUGAAAACAUUUUGUUGAGCACGCUUGAAAUUAAAAAUGAGAUGGCUGCCUCCGAGGCUGUGAUGGGGCUUGGGGACCCUAGAAGCACUAUGCUGGCCUACGAUACAUCAAGCAUCCAGUACCGGAAAGCUGGCUUGCCCAGACACAGCUUUGGUCGCAACGCCCUGGAGCGACAUGUGGCACAAAAGAAAAGUAGGCUACGGAGACGUGCAUCUCAGCUGAAAAUUACCAUCCCUGACUUGACUGAUGUAAAUGCCAUAGAUCGAUGGUCGCGCAUAUUCUUCCCUGUUGUUUUUUCCUUCUUCAAUAUUGUCUAUUGGCUUUACUAUGUGAACUAAGAAACAAAGCCACACAGGAAGCAAGAACUGGAUUUCUCUUCAAAUCGGUUGUACAGCCAAAAGUGGGACUUAGAAAAAUUCUAUUCAGGACAAAAAUUUAUUUUAAAACACCUUAGUUGCUGGCCCACUCUAUGGUCUGUUUUAUAGAGUUUUGGUUGUUUCUGCUAAACUGUAAACAUGUUUUUAAUUUGCAGUGUGGACAUAUCCCCCUUUCCAAAAUAUAAGUGCAUUUCAAGUGUGGAGGCAAAUUGGAUUCUGACAAUCAUUUCUCUCUUGAUGUCUCUCGCACUCUCUUUUCCAUUUCAAUGCUCAUAUGAGUUUAAUGACAUAGAUUACAGAGAUUACAGAGAAACAGCUUUUAGUUUCAAGAGCGGUAUGUACUAUUUUGUUGUGAAACUGUGUAUCCAAAACAUGUGCAUCUACACUUAAGAGAGUGUGCUAAGAUGUUGUCAUGCUUAUAAAACAUACUCCACUUUACCUUUUGAAUAUGUAAACUUGAAAACAAGUAGUGCCUGUCAUCUUUCCAAGAUGAUGCUGAUCAGAGGUUUCCCAGCCGUAUUCAGGUAUUUCCUGUUAAUUUUUGAAAGAACUAAACCUUUGACUGAUAAUGUGAGGGUUUGGUGUUUGCACAGAAGCUGAAGCAAAAAGCACUAGUUUUGUUUUGGAUUUUUAAGAGAUAACGUAUGCCGACUGUCACAAUUAUUAUAGUUGUGAGCAGUAGAGAAAUGUAGCAAUGAUACAAAGGUGGAUCAAAUGGUCUUAUCGUGAAUGAUAUGACAGAUACGCUGUCGUUUCAUGUCAGGGAAAGGGAAUCAUUUGUCCAAAGUGCCAAAUGUUGGUCAGCCAAAGUGUUUUUCUAGGUGGCUAAAGAAAGCCAGUGGUGCCCUGCCUGUCUAGGGUAUGAAAAGUUAGACAGCAAUUCAAAAAUACAGAGCCAGGAAAAGGGAAGGGAACAUAUAUAUGUGUGUGUGUAUAAACACACAUAUACAUACAUAUAUAUAUAUAUAUGUGUGUGCAAAUGAAUGUUGUCAGCAGUCAGUAAGUACCUUAGUCUAAAAUACUCACGGGGAGUUCUGUGAUUUCUCUCAAGUUUGCAAUCCUUCUAGUGCUAUGCUUGCUGCUGUUGUUAGGCUUAACAACUAACAUCCGAUUUGAUUAAAGAUCUUGUGGCUCUUUGAAAAGUAGAGAUCCAACCAUACAUACUUUAGUACAGAAAAUAAUGACAGGAUAUUUUCUCAAGCCAGAUUAGGCAAUACCAUUUCCCUUCUUUCUUUUGUUUAACUUAAUGCAUUGUUUUCAAGGGAACAAUUUGGUAAGCCUCACUUCUAAUUACUUAAUUACACUCUUAGUAUUUCUUGCUUUAGAGUGACUUCUGUUGGGAAAAAAAUAAUAGCAAAAUUCAGUUUUGCUUUAGGAAACUUUAAAAUGGAGCAUAAUUUUUCCCAUUCCAUAGGGUUUAAGUUUACAAGCAAACUACUCCUAAAGUGUGGGCAAAUUAAAUAAAUUUGCCAUUUAUUCUGCUGUCGAAACUAUUUUUAUAUAAUGAAAAAAACACACACAAAAAAGUAUAAAUUCCUGAUGACUUUUACAAAAUCAGAUCCUAGUAUUGUUUGACAGAAAAUAAUGAAGCCACAUCCUGUUAUAUUUCUGCUACCUCUCAUCUGUGUACAAACCUCUGAAAGAAACUCAAAUUCCUGCAUCUUCCAAAUAGCAAAGGAGAAUGCUUUUUUCCGGUUUAACAAUCCUUUAAGAUAGAUGUGAAGAAUAUUUUUCAUAAAGAGAUUUCUUUAUUUUUUUGUUCUUCCUUUAAAAGAAUUAUUUUCUUACAACUUUCUACUUCCCCACCCCCCCCUUUUAAAGGCAUGACAGCAUAGGAGGAAAACAGUUUGGGGAACUGCCAAGUUUAUUCGAUUAUUUCUGACUUCAUUUUGACCAUAGCAUAUGCUUAUUUCUGCUUCAAAUGGGAGAGAAUAGUUUUGACCCUGAAAUGAGUUUUGCUGGGCACAUACACAACCUGUUGCUGUCAGGGGAUGUGUGUGUAUGUUCAAGUAUUGUUUCCAGGAUCAGACUCUAAAAUAUGUAGAGUCAAAUUUUUCAUCAUAUGAUUAACUUUCCAAGUCAAAAUGUUGUUUUUUGUUCACAUACUUAGUUUCUGGCUGCAUUUCAUGCACAAAGCAUUAAGCUUUGUAGAUGCAUUUGAAAUUUCAACUGUUAGUUUUGAAACAUGUUGGAAAUCUUCUCUCAAUUCUAAGAAAAGA
This is a messenger RNA of Rhea pennata, 3912 nucleotides long. RefSeq names its product gamma-aminobutyric acid type A receptor subunit beta2 (gene GABRB2). The record is from RefSeq and is a predicted model, not a curated record. Gene Ontology annotation, biological process: chloride transmembrane transport; nervous system process; regulation of membrane potential. The coding region runs from base 179 to 1654 and encodes 491 amino acids. NCBI's taxonomy places the organism in Eukaryota, Metazoa, Chordata, Aves, Rheiformes, Rheidae. Gene Ontology annotation, cellular component: neuron projection; synapse; GABA-A receptor complex. The transcript is spliced from 11 exons. Gene Ontology annotation, molecular function: GABA-A receptor activity; neurotransmitter receptor activity; chloride channel activity.